Messenger RNA from Ochotona princeps (American pika), 312 nucleotides. Its product is annotated as large ribosomal subunit protein eL37-like. Lineage: Eukaryota; Metazoa; Chordata; Mammalia; Lagomorpha; Ochotonidae. The transcript has a single exon. The record is from RefSeq and is a predicted model, not a curated record. Gene Ontology annotation, biological process: translation. The coding region runs from base 1 to 312 and encodes 103 amino acids. Gene Ontology annotation, molecular function: RNA binding; structural constituent of ribosome. Gene Ontology annotation, cellular component: cytosolic large ribosomal subunit; ribosome.
AUGAUGAAGGGAGCGUCAUCGUUCAGGAAAUGUCACAACAAGACACACACGCUGUGCCUCCGCUGUGGCUCCAAGGCCUACCACCUGCAGAAGUCCACCUGUGGCAAGUGCGGCUACCCUGCCAAGCACAAGCAGAAGCAUAAUUGGAGUGCUAAGGCUAAAAGACGCAACAGCACGGGGACAGGCCGGAUGAGGCACCUCAAGAUCGUGUACUGCACGUUCAGACAUGGACUCUGUGAAGGUACAAUGCCUAAACCCAACAGGGCAGCUGUUGCCGCAUCAGUUCAUCUUGAGAAGAAUUCCAACAAUUAG